CGUUAUCAUGCGUAUUACUUUAUCUUCCUUUCUUACUUUGAGUUCAUUUACUAUUAGUAUAAUAGCUUCUCCGUCAGUUGAAUACCAGCAUCACUGUCAUCAUCAUCAUCAUUAUCAUCAUUAUCAUCAUCAUCAGCGAGUCAAAGGAAAGGUCUUUGAUCAUUUCCUUCAAGUCUGGUUUGAAAAUCAGGAUUUUGAACUAGUUAGUGAAUUACCUGCAUGGAAAACAUUGGCAAAAGAAGGUAUCCUUUUGGAUAGUUAUAGUGCGCUUACUCACCCAAGUGAACCCAAUUACGUCGCGGCUGCUGGUGGAUCUACUUUUGGCAUUACCAAUGAUGACUAUUAUAACAUUCCCAAGAAUAUUAGCACCAUUUACGAUCUCUUAGAAAAGAAGGGUUUGACUUGGAAGGUUUACCAAGAAGAUAUUCCCAGCGUUGGUUAUCCUGGAUACAAGAUCGGUCAAUAUGUCAGAAAGCAUAAUCCAGCCAUCAUCUUUGAUUCUAUUGCUCAAGAUCCUGCGCGAGCCAAAUUUGUUGUCCCUGGAAUUGAACUCGACAUUGAUAUUGCUGCCAACACACUUCCCAAUUGGAUGUUUUACACUCCCAAUAUGCUAAAUGAUGGUCAUGACACUAAUACUACUUAUGCAGGCGACUGGUUGACAGGUUUCUAUCAAUCUACUCUAAGCAAGCCUAAUCUGUCAAAUAAAACUCUCAUCUUGAUCACCUUUGAUGAAAAUCAUACCAAACCUAUCCGCAACCGUGUAUGGUCUCUUUUGCUUGGUGCCAUUCCUGAUCACUUGAAAGGUACCAAUGAUAGUACAUAUUAUACUCAUUAUUCUACCUUGCACACUGUGGAACAAAACUGGGAUCUUGGGUCAUUGGGUCGUGGAGACGCUAACAAGACAGACAACAAUGUUUUUGAUUUUGUCGCCAAGAAAAUUGGAUACAAGAAUACUGUUGUACCCGUUGAUCAAAUUCCUUUGUAUAAUAGUUCCAUCCCUGGACUCUUGACUGGCAAAUCCUUUAAUCAAACUCAUCCUAAAGGUGGUAUCCCUCCUCCUUAAGAUUACAUAGUAUAAUUUAUCCAUCCAUAUUAUUAUUAUUCCACUAUUGUUGAAUAAAUAAAAAAAAAAAGAACUUUAUAU
This is a messenger RNA of Halteromyces radiatus, 1144 nucleotides long. Its product is annotated as phosphoesterase family-domain-containing protein. Gene Ontology annotation, molecular function: hydrolase activity, acting on ester bonds. The transcript has 7 exons. Gene Ontology annotation, biological process: phospholipid catabolic process. Bases 8 to 1063 code for a protein of 351 amino acids. The record is from RefSeq and is a predicted model, not a curated record. Lineage: Eukaryota; Fungi; Mucoromycota; Mucoromycetes; Mucorales; Cunninghamellaceae.